Chenopodium quinoa (quinoa) is the source of this 1758-nucleotide messenger RNA. Its product is annotated as alkane hydroxylase MAH1-like. Gene Ontology annotation, molecular function: iron ion binding; monooxygenase activity; heme binding. The transcript has a single exon. The record is from RefSeq and is a predicted model, not a curated record. NCBI's taxonomy places the organism in Eukaryota, Viridiplantae, Streptophyta, Magnoliopsida, Caryophyllales, Amaranthaceae. The coding region runs from base 32 to 1594 and encodes 520 amino acids.
ACCAACAUAUUCCCAUCAACUAACAUUCUUAAUGGGGUAUUACUUGUUAAUCCAUACACUUUUCCUUUCUUUAUUUGUAAUAUUUUGCUAUUUUUUUGGCAAUUUUUUUCGCAACAAAAAUGGGCUCCCAACUAAUUGGCCCCUAGUUGGGAUGCUUCCUGCACUCCUAAAAAAUUUCGAUAAUAUUCAUGACUUUUUUGUUGAAUUUUACAAAAAUUCUAACAUGACCUUCCAUUUUAAAGGCCCUUGGUUUGCCAACAUGAACAUUCUUGCUACCGUUGAUCCUGCCAACCUUAACCACAUAUAUAGCAAGAAAUUUGGAUAUUUUGUUAAGGGUUCCAAAUUCAAUGAAAUGUUUGAUGCCCUUGGCGAUGGGAUCCUUAAUUCGGAUUCAGACAUAUGGAGUUACCAUCGAAAUGUAGCUCAUUCUUUUCUCCAUCAUCCUCAAUUCCUCCACUCUUUGAUCAAUAUAACACAGAAAAAAGUCGAGUAUGGACUCAUCCCAUUCUUUGACCAUGUUUCUAGGCACAAUAUUGAGAUUGACCUACAAGACGUGUUCUUAAGGUUCAUAUAUGAUAUAAUGUGUACGAUCAUGAUGGACCAUGACCCGCGGUCUCUUUCAAUCGAUUUGCCUGAUUUUCCACUCUUAAAGGCUGUGGCUGACCUUGAACGCAGUAUUUUCACUCGUCAUAUUUUGCCAACAUGCAUUUGGAAAUUCCAAAGGUGGUUGAAUAUAGGAUUAGAGAAAAAGCACAAGCAAGCGUGGAAAAUCUUUGAUGACUUUGUUUACAAGUGCAUAAAUAAGAAGAAAGAAGAAAGGAGGAGAGGAACAUAUAAGCAAAAGGAUAAUGAAAUAGAGGUAAGUACAAUAGAUCUAUUGACCGUAUUUAUGGAUGUUGAAGAAAACACUAUAAAGUCAAAGAGCCACAAUAAUAAUGAUAAAUUUUUAAGGGAUACAAUUUCUAAUUUUUUCGUAGCCGGGGGAGAGACAACAAGUACUGAGCUUAACUUUUUCUUUUACCUUCUCUCAAAAAACCCUCAAAUUACUCACAAGAUUAGAAUGGAACUAGACGCGAUGAUGAUACAAGUGAACAAUAACUACGAUAGGUUUCUAAGCAAUUUUAAAGAGCUUAGCGGCCAAUUAACAUAUCUUCAUGCUACAAUAUGUGAAACACUAAGACUCUAUCCUGCAUUAGUAUACAAUCACAAGUCACCAAUUGAGCCCGACAUCCUUCCUAGUGGUCAUCGAGUGAAUCCAGGUACGGAAAUUAUCUUCAACACACAUUCCAUGGGAAGGAUGAAGUCGAUAUGGGGAGAUGAUUGCAACGAGUUCAAGCCCGAAAGAUGGAUAACAGAAGGAGGGGUGAUUAAACAUGAGCCAUCGUACAAGUUUGCGGUGUUUGGCGCAGGGCCAAGGGCUUGCAUGGGAAAGCAGAUGGUUUACACGCAAAUGAAGAUUGUAGCUGCCUACAUCAUUCGGCUCUAUGAUAUAGAGUCUGUAGACGAAGGACAACCUCUUAUCCUCGAUAUUUCUAUAACUCUUCGUAUGAAACAUGGAUUUAAGGUUAAGAUCAUUCGUCGUUCUCAAAAUUAGUUCAAGCACAAGUGAUGCAAAAAUAUAUGUUCAAUUUAUAAUUAAUUACUGCGUUUCAUUUUUGUUACACCAUUGUCAUAUGUGAUAUAGCGAAUAUUACAAGAUUCUAUAGAUAUACAAGUAUUAUUUCGUGUAAAAUUGUCUUCUCAAUAUAUAUGAUCAAA